Sparassis crispa is the source of this 1452-nucleotide messenger RNA. Its product is annotated as ADP-ribosylation factor GTPase-activating protein. Bases 1 to 1452 code for a protein of 483 amino acids. Lineage: Eukaryota; Fungi; Basidiomycota; Agaricomycetes; Polyporales; Sparassidaceae. Gene Ontology annotation, biological process: COPI coating of Golgi vesicle. The transcript is spliced from 6 exons. Gene Ontology annotation, molecular function: GTPase activator activity. The record is from RefSeq and is a predicted model, not a curated record.
AUGAACAUGGAAGAUCCUUCCAAAGCCGAGACGGCACAGGUUUUCAAAGUUUUGACGGCGCAGAAGGGGAACAAGAUGUGUUUCGACUGCCAAGCCCGCAAUCCGACUUGGGCUAGCGUCACAUUUGCAGUAUAUAUCUGUCUUGACUGCUCGAGUAUGCAUCGUAACAUGGGGGUACACAUCAGCUUUGUCCGAUCAACCAACCUUGACAGCUGGCAACUUAAUCAGUUGCGGAAUAUGAAAGUUGGUGGCAAUGCAUCUGCUAAGGAUUUCUUCACAAGACAUGGUGGUUCGAUGAUUCUCCAAGAUGCAGACCCGAAGAAGAAAUACACCAGCCGAAUUGCAGAGCUGUACAAGGAAGAGCUUGCGAAACGAGUGAAAGAGGAUGUUACCAAAUUUCCCACCCGGAUAGUGGUCGACGGAGUCACCGAUGCCUCUACGUCAUCUACUCCCUCAGCUGAGAACGACGACGAUUUCUUCGCUUCGUGGAACAAUCCCGCAACCCCACGGUCACCUGCAUUCUUCGCGUCCAAGCCGGCUCCGGUUUCGCUUGGCAGGUCAUUGAGCGAGUCUGCUUCCGACAGCCCACCUCCCACACCCCGCACCAUCAGCUCAUCCUCUCUCCGCUCUGGCACUUCAUCCGUGCCAGGUUCCCGUCCCACGUCCAAGCUCGGCGCAUCCCGCCUUACCUCCUCUUCCACAAGCUCUGUUGCUACCAAUUCAGCCCCCGCGCCCAAGAGGUCGAAACUCGGUGGACUCGGAGCGAAGAAGGCCGUUGCCCCUCUCGACUUUGCAGAGGCUGAAAGGCGUGCAGCAGAGGAGGCUGAGCGUGUGCGGCAGUUAGGAUACGACCGUGAGCGAGAGAAGGCGGAAGAAGAGGAGCGGGAGAGGAAAACGGCAGAAGAGCUAAUCAAUACACCGCUUAGUGCGAAGGCUAAGACACCCGUGGUCUCUGCAGCACCUGUGGAACUUAAGCCUAAGGGCAAUGCGCACGACAUGGAGCGGUUAGGCAUGGGCAUGAAGAGGCUGGGCUUCGGCGCUAUUCCUGCUGCGUCUCCGAAGGCUGGUCCAUCUGUACAAGACGAUGCACCGACGACGGCGCGGGAGAAGUUCGGCAACCAGAAGGCGAUAUCGUCCGACAUGUAUUUUGGACGGAACGCGUACGAUCCGAACGCGAUCAGCGAGGCCCAAUCGCGACUGCAGUCUUUCCAGGGCGCGUCCUCUAUUUCUUCGAACCAGUACUUCGGACGCGAGGAGGAUGAGGAUCUCGGUGGUAUGGGGGGUGGCUCGGAUGGCCUGCUGGGUGACGGUUCGCUGCAGGGCUUCGAGAUGGCGGCGAAAGACGCGAUCUCACGCGUGCUGGCUAACCCAGACGUUCAGAACGCUGCUGAGAACAUCAGGAGUUCGGCUUUAAAGCUGUCUGAUUAUCUCGCGCAUAUGUCCGAGCGGUAG